AUGCCCCACUCCUUGCAUGUGCCCUAUUUUUUUUUGUGUGUGUGUUUACACUCUCUUGAUACCCAUUAUGUUUUAUCCUCUGUUGUUUCGUCAUUGUGUCGAAACCUUGCCGCUUCAUCACAUUCGUCUCUUGUACCCAAAUAUCCGAUUUCCCCUUUUCUUUGCACCCCUUUCGCCCGUAGUUUAUCGGUGUUCACUUUCUGCCGUGUCGUCAAUUCUCUACUUCUCAUCAUCGGUCCCUUUACGCGGCCGGAGUUUGUUUGCAUGGCAGACAGUUCCGACACCCGAUUGUCACUAGCGAGGACUACGGAGUACCUCAUUUUUAGCCACCAAAGAAAAUCUUGCGGAAAACAGUCGCAGGGUUCCGUCUUUCCCUAG
Molecule: messenger RNA, 378 nt
Organism: Trypanosoma brucei brucei TREU927
Lineage: Eukaryota; Euglenozoa; Kinetoplastea; Trypanosomatida; Trypanosomatidae
Exons: 1
Coding region: 1-378 (125 amino acids)
Source: RefSeq, a predicted model, not a curated record